This is a messenger RNA of Sceloporus undulatus (fence lizard), 1640 nucleotides long. It is a transcript of the gene NXPH3, whose product is annotated as neurexophilin 3. Lineage: Eukaryota; Metazoa; Chordata; Lepidosauria; Squamata; Phrynosomatidae. The transcript has 2 exons. Gene Ontology annotation, molecular function: signaling receptor binding. Bases 227 to 1033 code for a protein of 268 amino acids. The record is from RefSeq and is a predicted model, not a curated record.
GGCAGCCAGGAAAAAGCCACAUGGAGGUCUCCAGCUGCAGAGGGUGAAAAAGCCCAUCCUUCUGCCCACGCCUGGCUGCAAAGAGGGCUGCCCAGGCAAAACCUGGCAUGGGGGGAACCUAAGGAGACCAGAGGCCAGAUUAUAACAACAUCAACCAGGAGGAGGUGGAGGCAGAUCGGACUGACCAGACCAUCGAAAGGAGGCAGAAAGGAAGAGAAGGCAGAAAAUGCAGCUGACACGGUGCUGUUUCAUAUUUCUCAUCCAAGGGAGCAUCUAUCUGCUGGUGAUCUGUGGCCAAGAUGAAACUACAGAAGAUGAGGAAGAAGACAAUGGAAAACCAUCUAAAGAGCAACAAAGGUCCCGGGUACAAAAGAAGAAGAGCCAACUCUCCCUGAAAUCCUCCUUGGUAGCUUCCUCCAAUUUACAGAACACAAGUCUACUAGAGUUGGCUUCCACCAACAACCAAGAAUUUUGGGAUGUCCUAGAGAGUUUGUCCAAGCAAGGCCAAGGCCCACAGCCCUUGCGUGGCCGAAGGGACACUGUCGCCAGCCCCAGUCGGCUUAAGAAAAUAUUUGGCUGGGGUGACUUCUACUCCAACAUCAAGACAGUCAAGUUGAAUCUCUUGAUCACAGGCAAGGUGGUCGACCACGGGAAUGGCACAGUCAAUGUCUUCUUCCGUCACAACUCCACUGGCCAUGGCAACAUCUCUGUCAGCCUGGUGCCCCCCAACAAAGCUGUGGAGUUUGACCUUGAGCAACAAAUCUUCAUUGAGGCUAAAGAAUCCAAGAUCUUCAACUGCAGGAUAGAGUAUGAGAAAGUGGACAAGGCGAAGAAGACCACCUUGUGUACUUAUGACCCAUCCAAGACCUGCUUCCUGAACCACACACAGAGUCAGGUUUCCUGGGUUUGCUCCAAGCCCUUCAAGGUCAUCUGUAUCUACAUCACCUUCUACAGCAUAGACUACAGGCUUGUGCAGAAAGUGUGUCCUGACUACAACUACCACAACAAUGUUCCUUAUUACCCCUCUGGGUGACAACAUACCUCUUCUGAGCACAGAAGCAGCCCAAGUCCCAAACACAACUUGAUUGGGGGUUUGGGAGCAAAAAACGGGAAAGGGAGGCCAUGAGCUGGGAGGAGGAUGAGUCAUGUCACUCCAGUGCUAGACAAACCACCAAACAAACCUGGCCUCUGCUAAAGGACAGUUGGUUUAGAGGGGAGUUUGAGAGAACACAAACCAACAAAACAUGCUUGCAAGGAGCUCUGCAGUCUUUAAAAAUAAUACUGUUGUCAAUCCACAUCCUCCCCACUUACAUGCAUAUACUCAGACCAAAUCAUUUCAAUGCUUGAGGCACAAAUUCAAAAUGGCACUUUCUCUCCAUUGUUAUUCCUAAACACAGGGCCCAGUCCAUCAGGGAAUUCUGCUAUGAAAGCUUCCAUGAGGCUUCUGCAGGCGAAGAACUGAAGGAAUGACUAAUACGUCUAAGGCAAGGGUGAGUGACUGUGGCCCUCUAAAUUUUGUUAGAUUGCAACUCGCAGCAUUCUUCAAGUUUGCUUAUGCUGAUUGGGGCUGCUGGAGGUUGCAGCUUAAUGACAUUUGCAGGGAAUUCCUGCUCUUGCUUUAUGAAAAGGCAGACAAGUGU